AUGAACGUCAAGCCGCACAAACAGUCCAUGUCCGAGCUCAAGCUGCGCAGGCUCACCGAGCACAACCAGCGCCUCAAGGAGGAUCUCGAACGUCCACGCAUCCGUGUCUCGGAAGCCAGCCAAAGUCUGAUCAACUACUGCAAGGGCACGCGCGAUUACCUCGUGCCCUCCGUGUGGGGACCUGUUAGCAAGGGCGAGGACCCGUAUGCGCCCGCGGGCGGAGGAUGCAAUUGCACCGCCAUCAAUCGAGGAUUCUUCGGUUCGGCAAGGCUGGAAACGCAUCGCAAGACACAUGGCUCGGUCAUGACGAUCACCAACCCGUGGUCGUGGCGUCGGCUCGCGGAUGCGUGGAACCAAUCCGCCUCGGCGCCUGCUGUGGUCAAGCCGCGCGCGCGCAGAGUGCAGCAUAUCGAGACCAUCGGCGGCGGCGCAACGCCCACAGCCGUGCCUCUGGUGGCAAGGUUGCCCACCGAGCUGGUGGUGCAUAUCGUGCUGAUUGCCGCCGACGCUGCGUCUUCCCGGCAGCGUUUGGAGCUGGCACGUGUCAGUCGGGCUUGUCACCGCGCCAUCCUAUCGACGCUCCUCCUUCCCAACGUGCGUCUGUAUGCAGACCAGCUUCGAGCAUUUGCGAUCGCGCUCGACAAGAACCGGCUCGGCAUCCGAGAGCUGGCGCGAACACGCGUGCGCAGGCUCACAGUGCGAACCGGCAAGGUCGAGGGGCUGUUCGAUGCAUCGCAGGCGCAGGUGCGGUUCGAACGGCACAUGCUACCCUUCCUGCGUCUAGCCCUGGGCUACCUUGACGGAGUGCAAGGGCUGGUGGUGCAGGGAGUGCCGAAACAGCUCGAGCUAAGCGGACUGCGCGAGAUGGCGUGCAUCAUGGGGCAUUGGGGCGGUGAUGUCCAGCGCGGCUUUUGGCAGCCCCAAAGCUGGACCGAGCUGAAAGACUUGCAGCUGCAUGGACCGCAUUUCAGACUGACGCCACAGACAGCAGCGACGAUGGCAGCACUUCCCGCGCUCAGGAGGAUUGCACUCGUGGUACCGGCGAUUGUCCCGCAGGCGUCGGAUGUGGAAGGACUCCAAGUGGCGGGGCGGAUCAACCCACUCCAGGUGCUACUGGAUCGAUGCACGUCGUUGGAGGUGCUGCUGCUCGUAGCACAUGCGGAACGGGACUACGUCGGGUAUGCAGAGAGGUAUCGCGCCUGGUUGCGGACAUUGCGCAAGUCAGCGGCGCCACAAGCAACGAUCCAGAUGGUCACCGUAUUCCGCACCGAGGCAGCGGCGGGCAGAAUGCAUCCGUGCGAGGUGAGCGACUGGAUGAUGCACCGCGCUAAACACGGACAACACUGGUUCGACACCGAGUCGACACACCCCGAUGAGGCGCUCGAAUACGUGCUCGAGAGCUUCGAGCCGGCCACGCCGGCAUCAUCAUUGCCGACCAGCACCACGGGUGGAUCGACGCCAUUUGGGGUAGCAACUCCACAUUCCCGGCGACAAGAGGACCCCAUAGACCCAGCAGAGCUGCUCGCCGACGAUAGCGACGACAGCUAG
This is a messenger RNA of Moesziomyces aphidis, 1548 nucleotides long. Lineage: Eukaryota; Fungi; Basidiomycota; Ustilaginomycetes; Ustilaginales; Ustilaginaceae. The record is from the annotation of a GenBank genome assembly.